AAUAUUCUUUGCGAAAUUCCCCGUUUGUAAUAAAGGUUAACAUGGCCAACACUCCAGCAACGUCGUCGAGCAGCGCCGGACCCGUGCUGCGUGGUCUGCACAAUGCUACCAUCAAGCGUAAUCUGGCCGUGGCACUCGGUCUGACAGCUGUCGUCACGGUUGCCUACAAACUGCUCAUCAACGAUCCCAAGAAGGCCGCCUAUGCUGAGUUCUACCAGAAAUAUGACGCCAACAAAUCCUUUGAGCGCAUGAAGGCCGCUGGCCGUUUCCAGUCGUGCUAAGCGAUAAGUGGAUUAGUCUAAGACAUAAAGUGUGUUACUAUCCUGUAUUGAAAACUAAAUAAGAUUUCAAUUCCGGUU
Molecule: messenger RNA, 359 nt
Organism: Drosophila innubila
Lineage: Eukaryota; Metazoa; Arthropoda; Insecta; Diptera; Drosophilidae
Gene: cype
Product: cytochrome c oxidase subunit 6C
Exons: 3
Coding region: 42-281 (79 amino acids)
Source: RefSeq, a predicted model, not a curated record